This is a messenger RNA of Hypoxylon trugodes, 2660 nucleotides long. Its product is annotated as FAD binding domain-containing protein. The record is from RefSeq and is a predicted model, not a curated record. Lineage: Eukaryota; Fungi; Ascomycota; Sordariomycetes; Xylariales; Hypoxylaceae. The transcript has a single exon. Gene Ontology annotation, molecular function: FAD binding. The coding region runs from base 718 to 2310 and encodes 530 amino acids.
CUACACCAUUGGUUAGUCGGCGUGUAUACAGUGUCGCAAGCCGAGGACGUUACAAUGAUCCCCUAACAUGAUAAGCGAAUGAAUCCCAUAUCCAACAAACAACAAUUGUUGGUUCUUCCUCCGCUGCAGGGUCCCUUUGUUUGUUAAUGCCGACUGAUUGAUUUUGAGCAGGUCACCUUCCUUCGCCGGAGUGCUUCCGGGGAAACCGCGUCAAAUCGUGCGGGCGGUGCGAUGAUGCUUAAGGCUGCCUCUAUUGGAAAUAUCUUGAGCCACCAUCGGUCUAGGCAGCAUCACGAUCGCCCUAGAUCGCGCAUACACCCCUACACCCAUGACCAUGUAGGUACCUAGUCUCCAAUGUAUCCAUAAUUCUCCGUCUCACCGGGCAAGUUGCAAUCGCAACCCUACGGAGUUUUCGCUACUAGUUUUCUAAUACAUCUUAGCAUGCAUCGAGAAGGCUAUCGGACAGGAUCGUUAUUUUACCAUUUCUGAAAAUAGAUCUUCGCAUCAUGAGGCAUUUGGGAAAUGCAGGUUGUCGAUCGAUCCCGUCGCCGACAUACCGAUAUUUGCCCUAAGCAAUUCUUGAUUUAAAUGCCAAUACUACCUAACACAUGUGUUUCGGACGUCUAGAUCAAUGUUUUAAUUGGUUAUAAUCACCUCCAAAGACGCGAAAUCUUCUAGCCAACGUUCUUCACCUACAUUUCAGAGAACAUCGCGAAAAUGCAAGAGACGGAUGUGUUAAUUGUGGGUGGAGGGCCAACGGGAAUGACGUUGGCCCUAGAGCUGGCUGUAAAUGGGAUACCAUUUCGCAUAAUCGACAAGGAAAUACAAAGAUCAGAUAAGUCCAGGGCUCUGGGUGUUCAACCACGCACUUUAGAACUUCUAAAUCGACAUGGCGAUGUUCGGGAGUUCAUUUCGCGCGGCAAUUUGAGUAGCGGCACCACAUUCUACCUCAAUGGAAAGAAAGCGGCGGAUAUCGACAUCUCUGGUCUCGCAGAAAACACUGCAUUUCCCCUCAUUCUCAUUAUAUCCCAAUGCGAAACGGAAUAUUUCCUAGAUGGAUGUGCUAAAAAGCAUGGCUUCGAAGUCGAGCGCGGGGUUGAAGCAAAGUCCAUCGUCCAAGCUGCCGAAGGAGCCACGGCUACAUUAAAGAAGCCUGAUGGCACUGAAGAGGUCGUCCGGGCGAAAUACAUCGUUGGUGCUGAUGGAGCGCAUAGUGUCGUGCGACACGCCGCCGAAAGACUUACUUUCCAAGGCGCGGCGUACCCACAGGACUUCAUUCUCUGUGAUGCUUCCAUAAGGAACACGAAAAUGGCCUGGAAUAGGUUUUCCCUCUGCAUGGGGAGGGGAUCCUUGGCGGUAUUCCCGCUCAAGGAUGGUACAUGUCGAGUCGUCGUAUCGCGCAUAAAUGCCAACCCUGAUGUCGAGCCUACGCUGGAAGUCUUCCAAAGUAUGCUAAACCAACUACUCCCCGAAGCAGGCGAAUUAUACGACCCCACCUGGAUCACACAAUUCCAUCUACACCAUAGAGGUGUAAAUAGCUACCGAGACCGCCGCCUCUUCGUUGCGGGUGACGCGGCGCAUAUUCAUUCUCCGGCCGGAGCGCAGGGUAUGAAUACCGGGAUACAAGACGCCAUCAAUCUAGGCUGGAAGUUAGCCAAGGUGAUACGAGGAGAACGACCAGGUUCUUUCUUGGACAGCUAUGACCGCGAGCGUCGACCAAUUGGGCAGAACCUACUGGAAACUUCCGACAAAAUGUUUACUUGGGGUUGUUCUUCUAAUCCGUUCUUCGUUUCCUUCCGUAACGUCAUGUUCACUUGGGUUCUACCCUGGUUCGUAAGCAGUCGAAAUCGUCGGGCCAAUAUCUUUAAGUUUAUAUCCGAGUUUGGCAUUAGUUAUAGAGCAAGCGAUGCUGUGGGUACGGCUUCAGGAUAUUCGGGGCCAGUGAUGGGAGGAGACCGAGUUCCCGAUAGGAAGAUUAAGAUUAUGGGAGACGAGAGGCAUUUUCUAGAGCUCAUCACGCCAGAUUUCCACCACCUGGUAUUGCUAUCGGGAGUCGGUGAGAAUGCUGCGGCGAAAGAAGUUAUGACAGAAGUGCAAUCUAUGCUCAAGGACAAUAACCCGGACAAAGCCAAGCUACAUAUGGUAUUCAACAAGGACGCUAAUGCUGAUGGCCACAUCGACAUUGAGAACCGUUUACACAAAGACUUUGGCUGCUCUAAACCGUCUUACGUCUAUAUUCGACCCGAUGGGUAUGUAGAGCACAUUGGACUGCUUUCCCAAUUAGAAGAACUUUGGGACUGGGUUAGAUAAUAUCUUAAUUCAUGAAGUUGGCGAUGGGCAGUCAAGUCAGGCCUUUCACCCUCCAGUAUUGUAUUAUUCAACUAAGCAAAGCGUGGAAUCAGGUCAUCUUCACAAAUAUAACAAGUAGGAAUAUAACAUGGGAAUAUUUAUUUGACGAUUCCAAUUGCUUUCGUCAUGUGGGCUGAUUCCAGUAUACGCACCCGAGAGGUAGGAGCAAGGUAGUCAGUCUCCUGUAGUCUCCCAUUGUAGAUUAUUUACUGGUUUCUGUCAUGAUUACCUACUGAUAUAGGAAACCCGUGACUUCUACAACCGCGACUUACAGGUAUCUUGACAAGCGAAAGGAGCUAUUGCUAUACUUU